Molecule: messenger RNA, 417 nt
Organism: Nicotiana tabacum (common tobacco)
Lineage: Eukaryota; Viridiplantae; Streptophyta; Magnoliopsida; Solanales; Solanaceae
Source: RefSeq, a predicted model, not a curated record
UUACUUUCUCUUUGUAAGACAGUAUAUAUAUAUAUCAUGACGACAAGGCCAGAAGACGAAGAAGACGAGGAAUUAACGUUGGAACUGAUAAGCCAACACCUCCUCGGUGACUUCACUUCUACUGACUUCUCUUUCUCUACUCUUCCCGACGAUUUCCAGCCCGUAAUUUUCACCUCUGAUCAGAAACCUAACCAUUUUGAUCUUCACGAUAAUUUUUCCGAGUUUGAGACAAAGCCCAAUAUCAUUCUAAGCCCCACAUCAGUUACCACUUCUGUCGUUUCCAACACAAGAAUAUUUGAUGAUUCAAGUUUGAACAGAACGGAUAAAAAAAGUGGACGGGUCGGGUUACGGGUCUUCAGUGGUGGAGAAUGGAAAGAAGAAGCAUUACAGAGGGGUUAGGAGGCGACCGUGGGGGAA